Messenger RNA from Theileria equi strain WA, 1866 nucleotides. RefSeq lists its product as hypothetical. NCBI's taxonomy places the organism in Eukaryota, Apicomplexa, Aconoidasida, Piroplasmida, Theileriidae. Bases 1 to 1866 code for a protein of 621 amino acids. The record is from RefSeq and is a predicted model, not a curated record. The transcript has a single exon.
AUGGGAGAAGCGUGUACCAAUGGUAGAGCCUCUUCUGGGACUAUAUCUGUAAAAAUUGACAUUAGUAAAACAGACGCCGGCGGAGGAUAUAGGGAUGGUUGUCGUAAUAUUAUAAAAGUUAAGAAGGAUAAUACACCUACUAACAGUUACAAGAAAUAUAUUCACACCCCUGUAGUCAGAUCACAUUAUAUUGAUGGAAUAUAUUACAAUGGGACCAGACAAGAUACUAUAAAAGUAGAUGAUUCAGGUCGCUACGAAAAAAAGGUAACUGUAUACUAUCUAAGGUAUGAUGAAAAUAAUGUUUUACCACUAGUAGUUGGCAUCACUAAAGGUGCAACUCUAUGUGAAUAUUACAAAAAGACGAAUUAUUUUUCCACUUACCAAUGGACAAAAGACGUCGGAAUUAUUCUUGAAUCUGCACUUCUCAAAGAACUUCCAACAAUUGGCAAUAAACUUAAGGAGCUCAUAGUGUUAAACGUUACAACAGUCCAAGGAGUUUAUUAUGCCAAUGGAGAAUCCAACAGACGUCCAGAUGCUAAUAAGAUAGUUACCAUAUCAGUUUCUCCAGAAUCUGUUCAUACAAUCUACAAAAAGUUCAAGCAUGCUCCCACAGGAAUAGAUCGUAUGAGACUCCUAUCCACAAAGAAGGGUGUCACAAGCAUACCAUUUGAACAAUCUAUAUAUAGAAGUAACUAUAAUGAAGCUUCUGUCUAUUACUGGUCGUUAGACGGUGGUCAUACUAGUCCCUUGUUACUGGAACUUACAUCAUCUGAUAAAUCUCCCUCAUACUAUACACUUGUUGAUGCUGGUGGAACGGAUAAAAAAUGGAAGCUUGAAUCUGGUGUACAGAGCAAUAAUAUCAAGGAGAAACUAGAUGAGCAGAAUUGUAUUAGGAACAAGGCCCAUGUUAUGGACAUUUCAAGGAGGGGUAGUUACCAAUGUCCCGGUAGUUGUGGUAAUAGCAUCACUGUGGCUGAUAACCAUUUCACUAGUUACUCCCGAACAUUACAUUCUGUUUCUGAUGGUAGUUUCUCUAGAUUCAAGGAUGGAAAAACGAAACAAAGGGGACUAUAUGCUGUUAAAGGUCUACAAAAAUGUUAUGUCUUCUUUUACCCUAAAGAGAAGGGCAGACCCCUCUUAAUUUCUUACAAAUCAAAUGAUGAUUUUACAUGGUACAGGCGGGAAUCAUUUAAUUCCACUAACUGGGAAAAGUUAAAUAAAAACGUUCCAAAUGAUGAAAACGAGAAUGACAAAAUUCUGAGUUUUCUCCUCGGUGUUUAUGCUCCUGAAGUCACCGUAAAGACAGAGCAUACUGAUUCUGAAAAACCAUAUACUUCUGGAAGUUUUGAAAUAACUGUAAAAAGUGAGACAAAAACUGUCCCUCGCACAGGUUCUACAUAUCAUGAAUUCAAACAUUGCCUUGAGGAUGGAGGAUAUUUUAGACCCUACGAGGUAAAGUUUAAUGGAGACAUUCUCCAUAGCACAUGGCGCUCUGAUAUAUUGACUUCAUUCACAGUUUAUUACUCUUCCAAACAAUGUGAAUAUAAUAGGCUAAUCCUCAUCAAACUGGAAAAGAAAGACGGAGGUAGUGACUACUACACUGAGAAACAUACGGAAGGCCAACAGCUCGAAUGGAUAAAGAGCGAUAAACCCAUAGACCCUGAGGAAUUUUUAAUGGAUCUCUAUGCUCCUAAAAGAGAAAAGCGAAUGCAAAAGACAACCUCCAUUAGUGCAGCAAAGGCUGUAGGACUGGCCAGCGGAGUAGCAGUUGCAUGCUUUGUGGUAUAUGAGGGAACAAUGAUGUUAUUUAAUCCACAAAAGACCCUCUUUGCAAAAAUGACAGGUUUGUUUGUGAGGAAAACAUAG